Meloidogyne enterolobii is the source of this 836-nucleotide messenger RNA. The record is from the annotation of a GenBank genome assembly. Lineage: Eukaryota; Metazoa; Nematoda; Chromadorea; Rhabditida; Meloidogynidae.
UUGUCGUGAAAACGAAGAAAAAAUCAUGUACUGAACAAAUGUCAUAAUUAGAUAUUGGAGGAUUUGAUUGAAGAAAAAAGUUACAUUCCACGGCUAGAUUUUCUUCAGAUUUCGCUUUCCACUCAAUUCCGCAUUUUACGGAGUUCCGUUUUCCAAAGAUCCAUCUUAAGCUUUUUACUUGUUAAUUUUUAGUCUUGAGUCCUGGAGUCUAGUCUCAGUCUUGGGUCUUGGAAAAUUUUCCGUCUCGGACAGCUGAUAAAUUUUUAAAUAUAUAAAUUUUUCUUUAAUUUCUUUCUUACAGAAAUAAAAAAAUUUCAAAAAUGAAACAAUUCCUUUUCGUUUUAUUAUUUUAUUUUGUCAUAAACCAAUGUCAAAUACAAUUGACGGUUGGGAUGGAGCAUGGUAUGAAAUUGAUGGAAGGAAGUGCUUCCGAAUCUGAACAAGGGGUUCAAGAGGUUGAGCAAAAUUAUGCAGAAUUUGAGGCUGAAGUUGAAGAAAUUCAAGGAGUUCCCAACUUUUCGCUUACGGAAAUAUAUUCUCUUAUUGUAAUUUUGAACAAUCUAACAGUUGGAAUAUUACAACAAUAUUCGAAUUUUCGUUUAGAAAUAAUUAUAGACAGCUAUUGCAAUCCUGAAGCUCUAGCUUGUAAAAAAAUUAAAAAGGUUAUUGGAGUGUAUAAUGACAUUUUUUGCCAAGAAGGAGAAUCAGAAAAUGCGAGAAAUCAUUAUCUUACCUUAGGUCUUUUUGUUUUUGCCCGAAAGUUCAUCCGUUCAUUCUUUAACCUUCAUGGUACAAAUAAAUACUAUGACAACUUGGUUGAGCGGUUUAAUCCGUAG